Osmia lignaria (orchard mason bee) is the source of this 627-nucleotide messenger RNA. It is a transcript of the gene ND-B12, whose product is annotated as NADH dehydrogenase [ubiquinone] 1 beta subcomplex subunit 3. Lineage: Eukaryota; Metazoa; Arthropoda; Insecta; Hymenoptera; Megachilidae. The record is from RefSeq and is a predicted model, not a curated record. Gene Ontology annotation, cellular component: respiratory chain complex I; mitochondrion. Gene Ontology annotation, biological process: mitochondrial respiratory chain complex I assembly; electron transport chain.
AGUUUCAUGUAGGUGUGCUCUCUGCAUGCAUACCUAAUUUCAUCCGGCGGUGUCCUGGACCCCAUAAAACAUGACCCCUCGAAAACAGAGACGUCCAGUCUUUCGCAUCUGUAGUCACUGUAUUAUGUAAGGCAUUGAAUGAAGUAUGCAUAUAUGUUAUUGAGUGACUUUUACUUACUUCAGAUUGUAGACUUUGCAAGAUUUAAAUUUCUCUGUAAAAAUGGGAGGCCAUGGUCAUGGUCAUAAACCACCGUAUCUAGUUCCAAGUCCUGAUAUAUACAAAGUGGAGGAUGUACCAGAACUGAUGCGUGUUAGAGAAAAAUUGGCUGAAAAAGGACUGAAGGAUCCUUGGUUGAGAAAUGAAGUGUGGCGUUAUACAACUUUGCCAGGACCUCCUAUACGUACAGCACUGGUACCAUUUUUGAGGGGUGCUAUAUUUGGAAUUCCAGCAUUUUUAAUAACCAUAGCUGUAGAAAAAUAUCUUGGAGUUGAUGGCCAUGGACAUGAAAAUGGUGAUCAUCAUUAAGAUUAUUCAGAAAAACAGUUUAUAUAUAUAGUAAGAUAAAAUAGUACUUUUACCCUUGUAUCAGUUAUACAUUAAAAAUAAACUAUGAUUUUAAAUUUAAA